UACUCGCUAAAUGAUUAUAAGCCACCCAUUUCUAAAGCAAAAAUGACACAGAUCACCAAGGCAGCAAUCAAGGCUAUAAAGUUCUACAAGCAUGUUGUACAGAGUGUUGAGAAAUUCAUUCAAAAGUGCAAGCCAGAAUACAAGGUACCUGGUCUGUAUGUCAUUGACUCCAUUGUGAGACAGUCUCGGCAUCAGUUUGGACAAGAAAAGGAUGUAUUUGCUCCAAGAUUCAGCAAUAACAUCAUUAGCACUUUCCAGAACUUGUACCGUUGUCCUGGGGAUGACAAGAGCAAAAUUGUUAGAGUGCUAAAUUUAUGGCAGAAGAAUAAUGUGUUCAAGAGUGAAAUUAUUCAGCCUCUCUUGGAUAUGGCAGCAGGCAUUCCUCCUCCAGUUGUGACCCCUGUCUUGCCCAGCACUACAGCUGCUACUAGCAACAAUACACCAGGAACACCUGUGACUCCAGUUACUCCAGCCAAUGUGGUACAGAGUUUACCUGAUCCUUGGGUAUCUCAGAUUGCUAAUACAGAUACCCUUGCUGCUGUUGCACAGAUUUUACAGAGUCCUCAAGGCCAGCAGCUUCAGCAGUUGAUACAGACACUGCAGAUACAGCAGCAAAAACCUCAGCCUUCACUACUUCAAGCCCUGGAUGCUGGUCUUGUCGUUCAGUUACAGGCCCUCACAGCACAACUUACAGCUGCAGCUGCUGCUGCUAACACACUUAAUCCACUGGAACAGAGUGUCUCUUUUAAUAAGAAGCUGAUGGACAGGUUUGACUUUGGGGAAGAAUCUGAACAAAAUGAAGAGCCUAAAAAGGAAACUCCUACUUCCCAACUGCCUUUAGUACCAGAAUCUGUGAACAACUCACUUUUUCACCAACUAGCUGAACAGCUGCAGCAACAAAAUUUAGAACAUCUCAGACAACAGCUUUUGGAGCAACAGCAGCCUCAAAAGGCAAGCCCUGAGGAGAAUCAAGAAGGAAAUUUUGGUUCAGAGCACUCUGCCUCACCAUCACAAGGGAGUAGUCAGCAGCAGUUUUUAGAAGUGGAAACAAAUGUAGAUGAUUCAAUGGAUAUUCAACAACAGGACAUGGAUAUAGAUGAAGGACAGGAUGUUGCUGAAGAAAUUUUUGAACAAGAAGAAAAGAAAUCAGCUGUUCGUUCAAGAUCAAGAACUCGUUCAAGAUCUCGUUCAAGGUCACCAAGAAAACGAAGGUCUAGAUCACGGUCUGGUUCUCGUAAGCGUAAACACAGAAAACGUUCACGGUCGAGAUCAAGAGAAAGGAAGAGAAAGUCGUCUCGGUCAUAUUCCAGUGAAAGAAGGGCUAGGGAAAGGGAAAAAGAGCGUCAGAAAAAGGGAUUGCCUCCUAUACGGUCAAAAACACUUAGUGUUUGCAGCACUACUCUUUGGGUAGGUCAAGUAGACAAGAAGGCUACACAGCAAGAUUUAACUAACUUGUUUGAAGAAUUUGGACAAAUAGAGUCUAUUAAUAUGAUUCCCCCAAGAGGUUGUGCUUACGUCUGUAUGGUUCACAGACAAGAUGCGUAUCGUGCUCUUCAGAAACUUAGUUCUGGAUCCUAUAAAAUUGGGUCUAAAAUAAUUAAGAUUGCAUGGGCUCUGAAUAAAGGUGUUAAAACAGAAUACAAGCAAUUCUGGGAUGUGGAUCUGGGAGUUUCAUAUAUUCCUUGGGAGAAAGUAAAAUUGGAUGAUUUGGAGGGCUUUGCUGAAGGUGGCAUGAUUGACCAGGAGACAGUAAAUACAGAAUGGGAAACAGCCAGAAGCUCAGAAGCUGCUAAAGAAAAUACUCAAACUACGCAGAGUGCUGUGAUGGAUAAGAGUACCGUUGUUACAACUCAGACAGAAGCUUACACGCAACCAGUCACUAUGCUGCAGAUUCCAGUAGCUCCAGCUGUACCUGCUGUUAGCUUGGUUCCACCUGCGUUUCCUGUCACAAUGUCUGUCCCUCCUCCUGGUUAUAGCGCCAUUCCGCCUCCACCCUUCUUGCGAGCAAGUUUCAACCCUUCGCAACCACCUCCAGGUUACAUGCCUCCCCCAGUUCCACCUGUGGUCCCACCGCCUGUUGUCCCACCACCUCUUGUCCCACCAGUUGUUCCAACACCUUUAGUACAGCCUCCAUUACCAAUUGCACAAGAGACAAUGAAGGAUGUUCCUUUUACUAGCCUUGUUCUACCAGUUGGCACAGUUACUAGCAAUCUACCUACUUCAACAUUAUCUGCUGGAAAUGUUUUUAAUCCUCUGCCAAUCAGCAAACCAGAAUCAGAUGAAAAGGGAUCACAUCUUACAGAUCUUCAGAUUUCUUCCAGUGAAAACAGUAGAUCUGUGCAAAGCGAUGUCUCGAGUAGCUCUGGACUUGGAGGAGUGCAGCCACCCAGUGUCUCGAGUAGUUCUGGGCUUGCUGGAGAAGGGCAACCACCCAGUGUCUCAAGUACCUCUGGACUUGCAGGGGGAGUACAGCCACCCAGUGUUUCAAGCAGCUCUGGACUUGUAGGAGGAGUACAACCACCAGCUGUUUCAAGCAAUUCUGGUCUUGCAGGAGGAAUACAGUUACCUAGUGUCUCCAGUAGCUCUUCUCUUGCUGGCGGAGUUCAGCCAAGCAGUGUCUCAAGUAGCCCUGGACUUAUGGCAGCAGUGCAACCACCAAAUGUCUCAAGUAGCUCAGGGCUUCUAGCUGGAGUGCAUCCACCCAGUGUCUCAAGCAGCCCUGGCCUUCUGACAGGAAUGCAGCCACCCAAUGUCUCAAGUAGCUCAGGAGUUCUGACAGGAGUACAGCCACCGAGUGUCUCAAGCAACUCUGGGCUUCUCAUAAUGCCACCACCCAAUGUUUCAAGUAGUUCUGGACUUAUGGGAGUGCCACCACCAAAUCUUUCAAGUAGUUCUGGACUUCUGCCAAUGCAGCAUCCAGCUGGGGUUCAAAACAUGCCUCAUUUAAAUAUUAGUAGUCAAAGGAUGCCAGGAAGAAUGCCACCACAGCGUAGUAUUCCUCCUCCAGCAAUCCUUGAUCCAUCUCUUCACCCACCACCUCGAGGUCCUUUUCCUCCAGGAGAUAUUUUUAAUCAAACAGAAAGACCUUUUGGAACACCAGGAAGACAGAAUAUCGAUAGCAUUUCUAAUCCAGAGAAAAGACUGCCACUUGGAGGCGAUAACAUUCAGUUUUUUUGAGACAGAGAUUAUCGCUUUCCUCCAGUGGAAAACCGAGAUAAUCUUAACAGGCCAUCUCCAGUGGAUGUCAGAGAUUCUGUUGGACGACCACCAGUUGAUCCAAGAGAGGGUAUAGGAAGGCCUCCAGUAGAUGGAAGAGAACACUUUGCAAGACCACAUGUAGACAUGAGAGAAAAUUUUGGAAGACCAGGUAUAGAUAACCUUGGUCGAAGAGAGCAUUUUGGUUUCAAUUCAGACAAGCACUGGGGACAGAGAGGAGAUUAUGAUGAAAGAGAGCACCAUGCCUUUCCUGUGUAUGGUGGUCCUAAAGGCUUCCAUGAAGACAGAGAGAGGUUUCGGCAUGUAAACUAUAGGUUUGAUAGUAGAAGUGGUCCCAAUUGGAACAGAGGAUUUGAACAAGAUACUCACAGAGAUUUUGAUGACCGCAGAAGACCCUGGGAAAGACAGAGGGAUAGGGAUGACAGAGAUUUUAAUUUUUGCAGAGAAAUUAAUGGGAACAGGUUUGGAAGAGACAGAAUGUCAAACAACUGGGUCCCCCCUCCACAUCCACGGGUUUUUGAAUAUUUUGAUGGGGCCACUUCCCAACGCAAAGCUGAUAAUAUGCCCCAGGUGAACGGUGAAAACACAGAGACAGAAAGUCAGCCACCAACUGCACAGGUGCAGGACGAUCCAGAACUUUAUGAAAAACUGACAUCUUCCGUCGAGAUAAACAAAGAGAAGAGUGACACAGAAGCUGAUAUAGAAAGUGAACCAGUGGUAGAAAGCACAGAAACUGAGGGGACAUAAUCAUCACUCAGUAGGUAAAAGAUACCUUUUGUAAAGUUGUCAUCUCUCUGUAAUAGAUAAAUGGCUGACUGGACCGUAGCAGUUCACUUUUGUCUGCCAGAAUUAAGUUAAUCUGAUGUUCAUGUUCAUCUUUGACUUAAAUAACUGUACAACUGACUUGUAUAGAACACUGUUCUUAAUUUGAACAUGGUAGGUAAACUUUUUUUUUAUUUCUCUGGUAAAGCAUAAACUUGCCCCCACUUGCUUUUAAUUUCACAAAGAUAAAAUAACAGCUUGUCAAACAAAGACUUCCUAUGGAAGAAAAUGGAAUUUUUUAGAUACUACCCUUAGGUUGGCUAUCGAAAUUGUUAUACUUGAAAACAGGUGCUGGUGUAUCUUGUCCGUGUUUUUAGGCUGCUCCAGAAUUUUAAAGUAUAGACAAAGCUGUGAUAUUUUAUGUUCCUACAAUUCGGCAGAAAAAGAAAUGGCCCAUGUUAUUUAAGGAGCAUAACACAGAGAUUAAAAGUGAUUUUGUAAAAUCUACACUAUAGUCUCUGUUUUCUCUAAAGUAAGUGUUUGUGAUUUGUUCCUCGUACUGCAGUGGGUUUAAAAAAAAUGAAAAAAGUACAUUUUAAUGUUGGGUGCAUUUUGUUUUUAGAUGCCAAUAAAGCAUAUUUGUUUGAUAACAGUGUUCUAGGUAUUGUAUUUUUUUAAAAACCUACAAGCUCUAAAAACUUGGAAUCAGCUAUGAUAUGUUCUUAGUCAGUUGUUGCAAAAAGUUUAUAUUACUUUUGUAAGACCAGUGCAACAGUUAUAUGUGCAAGAAGCAUAUGGUUUUUACAUCAAAAAUCAUGCAGUCCUACUAGUUUAUGUAAAUAACAUGUAUGUAAAUAUUUGUGUAAACUGUUUGUAGAUACCACUUUUUCUGUGUG
Molecule: messenger RNA, 4874 nt
Organism: Pterocles gutturalis (yellow-throated sandgrouse)
Lineage: Eukaryota; Metazoa; Chordata; Aves; Pterocliformes; Pteroclidae
Gene: SCAF8
Product: SR-related CTD-associated factor 8
Exons: 20
Cellular component (GO): nucleus
Molecular function (GO): RNA binding
Source: RefSeq, a predicted model, not a curated record